GUUCUCCAUGAGAGCCGUCUCUGUUUAUCUCAGGUCACGCUGUAUCACCUGCUCAAGCUGUUCCAGUCCGACUCCAGCGCCAUGCCCAAGAAGACCGUCGUCUCCGAGUUCUACGAUGAGAUGAUCUUCCAGGAUCCGACGGCGAUGAUGCAGCAGCUGCUGAACACCACGAGACAGCUCACGCUCGGGGCCUACAAACACGAGACGGAGUUUGCAGAGUUGGAGUUGCGUACCCGGGAGAAACUGGAGGCGGCGAAGAAGAAGACGAGUCUGGAGAUCACGGAGCUGAAGGAGAAGCUGAAGGCCUCCAGAGAAAACAUCAACUUCCUGAAGGAGGAGAUACGCAAGCUGGAGGAGGAGGACCAGCUGAAGGAGCACUAAGGAGAACCUCACACACACACACACACACACACACACCUGUGUGAUGCUGUGAGGAUCUCUUCACCUCUGUGGAUUCCAUGAACUUGAUGUUUAAAGGUUGAUUAUUUCUACACUGGACUCGUGAGCUUGUAAUGUUUGUGUAAAAGAGAAAUGGCAGUGAGAACAUCUCGCUCGUUUCUAUUCGAGCAAAACCUGAAGGUCGUUCAUGUCGUGCUGCAGACCUGCGUAUGUUUAAAAAAAAUACAGUUUUCUCUUCUUCUUUUAAUCUCUUUCGCUUUCGAUUUUCCCGCUUGAGAGACGCGCCGACGCGGCGUCCUCGCUUUCUCUCACGGCAAAUGGAGAACGUUUUGAGUUCAUUAAUGUGAAAUAAAAUUCGUCAGUGUGUGUUCCGCUUAGCUAACGGUACACGUGUAGCUAACAUCAGUUAAAUAUAUUUAUUACGAAUGCACUCUGAAAAUGGUUAAAACGUUUAAUAAUACUACAGCGAAGUGUCAGGUCUAAGCUUUUCCAUAGAACUUUAAUAGUGAUGAUGAUUAGAAAGUGAUUUAAAACGUUUUGCUGAAAAUGUGGUCCGUUUUUCUGAGGAGCUUUACACAACAGAUUUGUAAAAGAGCGAUUUCUGAAAUGGAUUGUUAUAUUUUACUGUUUAAACCCCGCCUCCUUCAAGAGAACCGCGUGUUAUUCAUCUCGGGGUUCUGCAGGUCUGCGUUUCUUUUUUCCGUUUGUCUUUAAGGUUUGGAGAGAAAAACAAAAACCGGCUCUGUAUCAUUAAAGCAUUUUUUUACAGUAUGUGUGGAUUUAACAUAAAUAUGAUGUUUAAAUAAUUAAAUCUUGUACAGAUUCA
Pangasianodon hypophthalmus (striped catfish) is the source of this 1225-nucleotide messenger RNA. RefSeq names its product YEATS domain-containing protein 4. The transcript has 3 exons. Gene Ontology annotation, biological process: regulation of DNA-templated transcription. The annotation marks the transcript as partial. The record is from RefSeq and is a predicted model, not a curated record. NCBI's taxonomy places the organism in Eukaryota, Metazoa, Chordata, Actinopteri, Siluriformes, Pangasiidae.